Molecule: messenger RNA, 732 nt
Organism: Arabis nemorensis
Lineage: Eukaryota; Viridiplantae; Streptophyta; Magnoliopsida; Brassicales; Brassicaceae
Source: the annotation of a GenBank genome assembly
AUGGAUUACUCUUCGAUGCACCAGAACAUGGUGGGAGUAGUAUCUUCACAAGAUUAUCAGAACCAGAAGAAACCAUCGCAGGCGUUUAGGCAAGCUCCACCGGAGCAAUCACUGAGAUGCCCUCGUUGCGACUCCACCAACACAAAGUUUUGUUACUACAACAACUACAGUCUCUCUCAGCCUCGCUACUUCUGCAAAUCUUGUCGGAGAUAUUGGACUAAAGGAGGCAUCCUAAGGAACAUACCAAUCGGUGGUGCUUACCGGAAACACAAACGCUCCUCCUCCACCACUAAAAGUCUCAGAACCACCCCUGAACCAUCGACGGUGACUUACGACGGCAAAACAUUCCCGGCGGCGAGUUUUGGCGGUUAUAAUAACAACUUGAACAAUGAACAUAUGGAGCUUGGGUUAGCAUUGGCCUUUCUGAACAAGCAACCUCUAGGGUUUCCUUCUGAAUUCGGAAGCUCUCAGUCUCCGAUGGGCAUUGAUGGUGUGUUUGGGACUACAAGUCAGCAGAUGGAGAACGCGGGAUAUGCGUUUGGAAGUGGUGGAAGCGGAUUGGAUCAGAUGGCGAUAACUGAUCCUAACAGGGUCUUGUGGGGAUUCCCGUGGCAGCAGAUGAACAUGGGAGGCGGAGGAGGAGCUGGUCAUGGUCAUCUUGAUCAGAUUGAUUCAGGGAGAGAGGUCUGGAGUAGUACUAUCAAUUAUAUUAAUUCCGGUGCUUUACUGUAG